AUGUGGGAGGGAGGCGUGCACGGGAGCCACCACGAGGCGGCGCGGCUGCUGCCCCCGUGGUUCGCCGAGCCGGCGGGGGGCGGCGGCUACGGGACGUGCGACGUGCUCGGCGCCGGCGGGCAAGGUGGGGUGUUCGGGUUCGGGUUCGGCGCGGCGGCUGUGGCCGCGCAGCAGCAACAGCAGCAGCGGGCGGCAGGGGAGGCCGGCCGGAGCAGCGGCAAGGCGGCGGCGGUGUCGGGGCUGCUGGGGACGCUGCAGGCGGAGCUGGGGCGGAUGAACAGCGCGGGGGAGAUGAUGGAGGCCAAGGCGCUGGCGGCGUCGCGGAGCCACAGCGAGGCCGAGCGCCGGCGCAGGCAGCGGAUCAACGCACACCUCGCCAGGCUGCGCAGCCUUCUCCCCAACACCACCAAGACGGACAAGGCGUCGCUGCUGGCGGAGGUGCUUGAGCACGUGAAGGAGCUGAAGCGGCAGACAUCGGCGAUGACGGCGGCGCCGCCUGCUGCCGUCGAAGACGAUGCCGGUGGGCCGGCGACGAUGCUGCCGACGGAGGCCGACGAGCUGGGCGUGGACGCGGCGCAGGACGGGGACGGGCGGCUCGUGGUGCGGGCGUCGCUGUGCUGCGAGGACAGGCCGGACCUCAUCCCGGACAUCGUCCGGGCGCUGGCCGCGCUCCGGCUGCGCGCGCGCCGGGCGGAGAUCACCACGCUCGGCGGGCGCGUCCGGAGCGUGCUCCUCAUCACCGCGGACGAGGGAGACCGGCAGCAGGAGGACGACGGAGAAGACGACGAGGACGACGACCGCGAGUGCGCCGCGUCUCACAGGAGGCACGAGUGCAUCGCGUCGGUCCAGGAGGCGCUGCGCGGCGUCAUGGACCGCAGGGCGGCUUGCAGCAACGACAACACGUCGUCGUCCGGCGGCGGCGGCGGCGGGAGCAUGAUCAAGAGGCAGCGCAUGAUCACCUACGGGGCCCGAGAGCAGUGCUCAGUCUAGUCAUGCCAUGCGACGGCCGCCAUUAGCUGAAAUUGGAGAAGAGUGCUCGCAUCGCAUGCAAUCCAUAUGCAACUUGAUUAGCAAUUAGCGUAGCUAAAGUUUUACUAUAGUUAUUUGCGAGCUUUGGGGUUGUGUUCAUUGGGUAUAAUGGUGUGCAUCAUGCACGGGGGUAAACUGGGAGGUUGCAGGAGGAGAGUUUUAGGCGCCCCCUUCGGCACAUGUGGUGCAUAUAUGCAUGCAUGGUAGGCCACUGUUUAUGCCUGGGGAAUAGGGAUGAAAGCUCUUUCUUUCAUAUGGAACGGUGAUAAUAUGCAUGGGAGAUUGGGAGUACUAUCUCCGGGUAUAAUGGAAGGCACAACCAGAGCAUGCAUCUGGGUAUAAGGCCAUUCCCAGC
Messenger RNA from Brachypodium distachyon (stiff brome), 1384 nucleotides. RefSeq names its product transcription factor bHLH30. Gene Ontology annotation, molecular function: protein dimerization activity; DNA-binding transcription factor activity. The record is from RefSeq and is a predicted model, not a curated record. NCBI's taxonomy places the organism in Eukaryota, Viridiplantae, Streptophyta, Magnoliopsida, Poales, Poaceae. The transcript has 2 exons. The coding region runs from base 1 to 990 and encodes 329 amino acids. Gene Ontology annotation, biological process: regulation of DNA-templated transcription.